AUGUCAGGCGUGUGGAUCUUCGACGAUAAGGGUGUGGCUCGACUCAUUUCCAACCCGACCCGUGAGUCCUUCGAGCAAAAGGAACCACCAUACCCGGGCACAGCCACUGCUCCCGGAGCACGUCCCCGGGUCCUGGUUUACCUCCCGGAAAACCAAGUGAUCCAGUCAUACGACGAGCUGGAGCAGCGGCUGAUAGAGCUUGGGUGGACCCGGUACCAGAACCCAAGCGGGUCGGAUCUCCUCCAGUUCCACAAGUCAGAAGAAUCCGCCCAUCUCAUCUCUCUCCCUAGAGACUUCACCAACUUCAAGCCCCUCCACAUGUACGACAUUGUCGUCAAGAACCGCUCCUACUUCGAAGUCCGUGACCCCCCCGGCGUAAGAUAG
Molecule: messenger RNA, 384 nt
Organism: Cornus florida
Lineage: Eukaryota; Viridiplantae; Streptophyta; Magnoliopsida; Cornales; Cornaceae
Product: flowering-promoting factor 1-like
Exons: 1
Coding region: 1-384 (127 amino acids)
Biological process (GO): regulation of flower development
Source: RefSeq, a predicted model, not a curated record